UUUCGGAAUAGUCGAAUAGAGGUUUUAGCGGAUAAAACGAACCAAGCUAGCAACUUCAACACGAGGGGGAAGAGGCUGGUUUGGGUAGAACAACACUACGAGAUCAAAGGUGAUGGAUUUGAUCUCGAAGUCUGCAAGUCCAGGAUCUCGAUCCAAGACCAAACUCAAGCACUCGUGCUCAAGAAAACUCCUCGGAGUAACUUUGAAUUAAACCCAAUGAUAACGUGUCUUUACAAA
Linum tenue is the source of this 237-nucleotide messenger RNA. The record is from the annotation of a GenBank genome assembly. Lineage: Eukaryota; Viridiplantae; Streptophyta; Magnoliopsida; Malpighiales; Linaceae.